UUUUACCGCGCCACUUUUGAUUUGAAAGUGAAUGAAAAUAAAACUAACAAAGAGUACAUAUUGACUGCAGUAUCAGUCAUGAAAAAUAUAACAUUUGAAAUACAUAGUAAUGAACAGGAAAUACUAGUAUUGAACAAAAGCAUCACUAUUCUCAGAUACUGUAGAACUUUGUCUUGCGGUACGAAGAUGCAUAAAAAAUUAUACAAUCAAUUUAUCAGGAUAUUCAAUUACAGCAUUUAUUUUUUUUAUUGUGCAACAGUUAUAGCUGAUUUUAUGAUAAAUAAUAACAAUGACUUGGCAGUGGCUGUUGAAGAUGAAUGCGUGGCAGUUGGUUGGAUUAUAACAAUUUCUAAGAUACACAAUUUUUAUUUGAGACGUCAUAAAAUUAUUGAGAUAAUCAACGAUGUUCAAAGUCCAUUAGGAGCAUUUCGAGAAUCAUAUGAAAUUGGAUUCGAAUUAAUUUUGAAGAAAUAUAUGUUGUUUGCAACAUUCGACUGCUACCAAUUAAUAAUUAUUUUUUUGAUAUUUAUCGUGUCAGUUAUAACAAUAUCGAUUUGCAAACAAGAAUUACCAAUAAUUUAUAUUUUAUAAGCAGAGUCUUAACGUACAAUCAAUGGAUAUCGGGUUGGGAAGACGAAUAUAAUAGUAAUUUGGGAAUUGAUCAUUAAAAUUGGUAGUAUGUUUAUUUUAUCAAUUGAGACAUUUUGGUAUGAAAAUUUAUAUACUUUUUCAAUUUAAUUUUUUACAAAACUACAAUUAUUUCAUACUCAUAAUUUUUUAUUAUCAUUAAAUUAUCGUUUAAAGUAUUUGUAUAUUUAUAUACAUAUAUAAAUAUAUAUAUAUAUAUAUAUAUAUAUAUGUGUGUGUCCAUGCAUAAUAUUUUUUUGACAGAGGUUCUAUAAAGAGCUCACAUUCGGUUUUGUAUUAUUAAUUACAGCCACUGAUGAUGAUCUGCGUUAAAUGAUAAUAAUAUCACAUAAAAAAAAACAAAUUUGGAAAAUCCAAAAGUGCACGCCUCGAAAGCUCAUGUUAUGUUUUUUUUUUAAAGUUAAAUUUCGAAUAAAAUUGAACAUCCCGCUCUUUUCCCAUAGAAAUUUCUAUGGUAAAUAUACGGUAAUAAAAGUAAAAAAAAAAAUAAAUAAGGAGAACAUUCCUAAUGAAAAAUGGCGGCAGUGUGUGUUUGUUUACAUGUAAGAUUGCCGGUUUUAAUUGUAAUGAUUUAUUUUUAAAAAAACGAGAAGGCCUACAGUAGUGAUUUUCGAAAGGAACCUUCUUUGCUUAUUUCUGAAAAUUUUGAAAAAAAAAUUAAGUAGUUUCGUCAAGUCGUUCUCGAGAUAUCCGUACCACGCCGUUUUUUUUGAACCACAGACUAAUGGACGUCCACGAUAAAUUUUUUUUAAUAAACUUUUUUUUAUAUUAAUACAUAUUAGACAAAUUAAAAAAAGUAUCAGGAUUAUUUAUUAGUGUUUCAGCUUUAUAUUGAUGUGCUUUUCAUAAUGUGUAAGAGUAAUAGAAAAAAAAUAUAUGCACUUUAAUGAGUGGAAAUCGUGUGACCUUGACAGGUCGGUUAUAAAGCACAACCUCUCCGCUUCGCUUCCGAGGCGUGCAAUAUGAUAUUAAUCUCUGAAAAAAUCUCGAGUGUAAAUAUUUGGGCUCAACCUAAAAAUAUUUCACUCGAUCGUUUUUUAGCAAGUUUACUAUACACACAACAAUAGUUCGUAUUUAUUGGGAUAAUUUUAUAAUAUUUUGUAUAUGCUAGAAAUUGUUAAUAAAGCUUUUAAUAAAUUUGUAUGUAAGAAAUUGACAAAAAAUUCCAAGAUGACAAUCACAAUGAUAACGUUAUCACCUUCUCCAUAAAUCAUAACAUUAUAGUGGAGACCAGGGCACGAGGGUCAAUCUAAGCAAGUUGUAAUUUAUUGCAGCUCUUGAGCACCGGAUAUUAAUUAUUUCGAUUUACUUCGAGUAAAUCAAACAUUUUUUACAAUUAUUUUAAUCGAUAAGUUCAUUUCUUUCCGAGGUACAACAGCCCACUUUUAAAAAUCAUUUAAAAAAAACGUUAACCCUUAUAAUUGAUUUGAAAAUUUACAUUUUCGCUCUUUAUUUUAUUUAUAAGCUCAAAUAAAAUAACCUAUCAAAAAUACCUUUCA
Microplitis mediator is the source of this 2147-nucleotide messenger RNA. RefSeq lists its product as uncharacterized. NCBI's taxonomy places the organism in Eukaryota, Metazoa, Arthropoda, Insecta, Hymenoptera, Braconidae. Bases 79 to 591 code for a protein of 170 amino acids. The transcript has 3 exons. The record is from RefSeq and is a predicted model, not a curated record.